Messenger RNA from Sinocyclocheilus rhinocerous, 4127 nucleotides. RefSeq names its product neuronal cell adhesion molecule-like. Gene Ontology annotation, molecular function: protein binding. The transcript has 29 exons. The record is from RefSeq and is a predicted model, not a curated record. Gene Ontology annotation, biological process: cell-cell adhesion. The coding region runs from base 1 to 3813 and encodes 1270 amino acids. NCBI's taxonomy places the organism in Eukaryota, Metazoa, Chordata, Actinopteri, Cypriniformes, Cyprinidae.
AUGAUUCUCUUGGCAUCUCCAGCUAAACUUCUGGAAGAGCUGCCGCAGCCCCCCACAAUCACCCAUCAGUCGCCGAAGGACUACAUCAUAGAUCCGCGCGAGAACAUCGUCAUCCACUGCGAGGCCAAAGGGAAACCGCAUCCCAGCUUCUCGUGGACCAGGAACGGGAUGCAUUUUGACAUGGAUAAGGAUCCUAAAGUCCUGAUGAAGCCUCGUUCAGGGACGCUGGUGAUGGACAUCAGCGGAGGAGAGCGUGCCGAGGCGUACGAGGGCGUCUAUCAGUGCUCCGCUCACAACGAGCUCGGCACCGCCGUCUCCAACAGCAUCAUCAUCCGCCAGUCCAGACUAGCUGACAGAAUGAACUCACGAUUUGCCGUUCUCCUCGCCCUCAGCUUCUCGUGGACCAGGAACGGGAUGCAUUUUGACAUGGAUAAGGAUCCUAAAGUCCUGAUGAAGCCUCGUUCAGGGACGCUGGUGAUGGACAUCAGCGGAGGAGAGCGUGCCGAGGCGUACGAGGGCGUCUAUCAGUGCUCCGCUCACAACGAGCUCGGCACCGCCGUCUCCAACAGCAUCAUCAUCCGCCAGUCCAACAUUCUCAACAUCCUCAGACAUCUGAUAUUCGGAGGAUCUCCUCUGUGGUCUAAAGAGAGAAUCAGUCCAAUCGUUGCACAGAAGGGACAGUCUUUAAUUCUGCACUGCCGCCCCCCCGCCGGCCUCCCGCCGCCCAUCAUAUUCUGGAUGGACAACAAUUUCCAGCGUCUGCCGCAGAGCCGGCGUGUGUCUCAGGCUCUGAACGGAGAUCUCUACUUCUCCAACGUCCAGCCGGAGGACUCCAGGAGCGACUACAUCUGCUACGCUCGCUUCCCGCACACGCAGACCAUCCAGCAGAAGCAGCCCAUCAGCGUCCGUGUGCUCGACAUGGAUUCACUCAAUGACACACUGGCAGAUUAUUUCAAUGACACUGAUUUGUUUAGUGAUAAACCCGCAGAAGAGCGAGCACCUGUGUUCAUGGUUCCCAGUGAAUCCGUCAGCUCUAAAAUGGUUCUGAGAGGAGAGGUUCUAGAGAUGGAGUGCGUCGCUGAUGGCCUUCCCACUCCUGCGGUCUCAUGGGUUAAACGCAACGGUGAGAUUCCCAGCGGACGAGCGUCCUUCCUGAACUUCGAUAAGACUCUGCGGAUCACGGAUGUGUCGGAGGCGGACGCUGGAGAAUAUCGCUGCAUCGCCAAGAACCGGCACGGCUCUGUUCACCACAACAUCAGAGUCACGGUUAACGCGGCUCCGUACUGGAUCAGUGCUCCCAGGAAUCUGGUUCUGGCUCCGAAGGAGAUGGGCAUCAUCACGUGCCGGGCCGCCGGACACCCCAAACCCAGCAUCCGCUGGCUGGUGAACGGCCUGCCCAUCGAGGAUGCUCCUAAAGACCCCAGCAGGAGAGUGGAAGGAGACACCCUCAUAUUCUCCGAGGUCCAGACGGGCUCCAGCGCAGUUUACCAGUGUAACGCCUCCAACCAAUACGGAUACUUACUGUCCAACGCAUUCGUCAACGUACUGGGUGAGAGAAUCAGAAACAAGAAACACAACCACAUCUACCUGGAGGUCAAAGAGCCCACGAGGAUCUUGAGGCCGCCGGAGUACCGGGUGGUCCAGAGGAACCGGGACGUGGUGUUUGAGUGUAAAGCCAAGCACGACCCAUCACUCGUGCCCACCAUGACCUGGCUGAAGGACGACGGAGAGCUGCCUGAUGAUGAGAGGUUUAGAGUGGACUCGGACAGUCUGACCAUCACAGACGUCACAGAGAGCGAUGCGGGGACGUACACGUGCAUCAUGAACACCACGCUGGACCAGGACUCGGCCAGCGCUCAGCUCACGGUGGUCGAGGCCCCGCCCACUCCCGCAGUGAUCUACGAGCAGCCGGGAGCGCCGACCGAUCUGGAGCUGACGGAUCCGGGAGCGAGAAGCGUUCAGCUCACCUGGACACCUGGAGACGAACACAACAGCCCUAUCAAGAAGUUCCUGAUCCAGUAUGAGGACGCUCUCCACCAGAGCGGCGUGUGGCACAAUCUGACGGAGGUUCCUGGAACCAAGACCACGGCUCACCUGAAGCUCUCUCCGUACGUCCACUACAGCUUCAGAGUGCUGGCGCUCAAUAAUGUGGGCUUCAGCCGUCCCAGCAUGCCCUCGCUCCAGUACAGGACCAGCCCCGCAGCUCCUGACGAGAACCCCACUGAGGUCAAAGGUCACGGCACCGAACACAAUAAUCUGGUCAUCACGUGGAAGCCGCUGAUGCCUCUGCAGGCCAAUGGUCCAGGCCUGCAGUAUAAGGUCAUGUGGCGUCAGCAGGACAUGGAGAAGGACUGGAUGUCGGUCAGCGUGGCUAACGUCUCUAAGUUCGUUGUGUCGGGGACGCCCACGUUUGUGCCGUACGAGGUGUUGGUUCAGACGUUGAACGAUUACGGUCCUGGACCCAAACCCAGCGCUGUGAUUGGAUACUCCGGAGAGGACUUUCCGUCAGCAGCUCCAGGUGACGUGCGUGUCCUGGUGCUGAACAGCACGCUAGCAGAGGUGCGCUGGAGCCCCAUUUCGCCCGAAUCCGUGCGCGGCCGACUGCAGGGCUAUAAGGUGCAUUACCAUCGUGAGCGCAGUUUACACCGACACAACUCUCAUCAUGGCAAACACAGGACUGAGAUCUUCAGCCCCAACAAAACCAGCGGGAAACUGCCUGACCUGCUGCCGUACAGCGUCUACAGCCUGGAGGUGAUGGCCUUCAACGGCCGAGGAGAAGGUCCCUCCAGCGCCCUGCAGCGCUUCGAGACACCCGAGGGCGUUCCAGGCGCGCCGUCCUUCUUCAAGGUUUCUGCUUUAGAUCUGGACUCUCUGACGCUGGAAUGGGGUCCACCUCACGAGAGGAACGGCCGUCUGUCCGGAUACACCUUCAAAUAUCAGACCGUCGACAGCAAAAGUGAUUUGGGUCUGCUGGAAGAGCUGGAUCUGCCGUCCAAUCAGAGCAGCUUCACGCUGCACAACCUCCUUCACAGCACACGCUACAAGUUUUAUAUCAGUGCCAGAACGCAGAGAGGAGUCGGUCCCGCGCUCACCGAGGAGGCCGUCACUGUCCUCGACAGAGCGCCGCCGGUCGCUCCUGCGUUUGGGAACGUCAGCUCAUCCGUGAGCGAGGAUGGAGCGCUGAUCAGUUGGGAAUACUGGGGCCCCGAGAAACACCUUUAUGUUGAAUAUAUUAUAGACAAGAGUGAUGAAGACUGGCACAAAGAGAAGGUCAACGGCUCUCAGUUCCACGUUCUUAAGGGUUUGAAGAAAGGUUUGGCCUACAAGGUGCGUGUGGUGGCCCAGGGUCAUGACGACCAAGCGGUCCAUCACUCUGAGGAGCUGUUGGUUAAGGUCCCAGCGAUGGUGAGUCCACAGGUGGACAUCGCCACUCAGGGCUGGUUCAUCGGUCUGAUGUCGGCCAUCGCUCUGCUCAUCCUCAUCCUGCUCAUCAUCUGCUUCAUCAAGAGGAACAAGGGCGGCAAAUAUCCAGUUAAAGAGAAGGAAGAUGCUCACGGAGACCCGGAGAUCCAGCCCAUGAAGGAGGAUGAUAUCACGUUUGGAGAGUACAGUGACGAGGACCAUAAACCGCUCAAAGGGAGCCGAACUCCGUCCAGUGGAAGCGUUAAGCGCGACGGCAGCGACGACAGUUUAGUCGACUCCGGAGACACGCAGUUCAACGAGGACGGCUCGUUUAUCGGACAGUAUAGCGGGAGGUCAGAUAAAGAGGCGACGCCUCCGUCUCUGGUGAACGCCAUGAACUCAUUCGUGUGAGAUCCGCUGAUUCAUGAACCAUGCUUCAGUUUACUAGAGACUAAACGAGCCUGACUGAAGCAGACGGCUGCGUCUGUACGGAUCUCGGAGGAUGAUUAACCAGGCUGUGUUCACAAUAGCACACUAUCAUACUACUGCAGUAUGUACUAUUAUGCAAUCAUCUAGAUAUCAGGCAAAAAUAUAAACAUUUUCAUUUAUGAUUUGAUCACUCAGACGGAAUUCAUACCUUAAGGAAUAGUUCCUCCAAACUGAAAACGUGCUCACACCUAGGUUAUCUGAGAUUAGGAUGAGUUUGUGUCUUCAUCAGGUUUGGA